Molecule: messenger RNA, 4844 nt
Organism: Jaculus jaculus (lesser Egyptian jerboa)
Lineage: Eukaryota; Metazoa; Chordata; Mammalia; Rodentia; Dipodidae
Gene: Rnf157
Product: ring finger protein 157
Exons: 19
Coding region: 200-2248 (682 amino acids)
Biological process (GO): protein ubiquitination
Cellular component (GO): cytoplasm
Molecular function (GO): ubiquitin protein ligase activity
Source: RefSeq, a predicted model, not a curated record
ACCCCGGACUCCGCAGAGGUGCCGCCGCCGGGCCAGGCAGAGGAUGGUGCGCACCGUACCGGGCGAGUCCGGGUCGUCAGAGCCGCUUCAGCGUCACAGCCGAGCCGGCCGCGGAGGGUAGCCUUCGACCCCCCCCCCACUCACCAUCUCCCCCAGCCCCGCACCCCGGCGUGAGGCCGGCGCCGCAGUGGCCGCGGCCAUGGGGGCCCUGACCAGCCGGCAGCACGCGGGCGUGGAGGAGGUGGACAUCCCGUCCAAUUCCGUGUACCGCUACCCGCCCAAGUCCGGCAGCUAUUUUGCCAGCCACUUCAUCAUGGGAGGAGAGAAGUUUGACUCUACGCAUCCUGAAGGUUACCUGUUUGGCGAGAACAGCGAUCUGAACUUCCUGGGGAACAGGCCAGUGGCGUUUCCUUAUGCUGCCCCACCUCCUCAAGAACCAGUGAAGACUCUGAGAAGCCUGGUCAACAUCCGAAAGGACACGCUGAGACUUGUCAAAUGUGCCGAGGAAGUGAAGAGCCCUGGAGAGGAGGCGGGCAUAGCUAAAGUCCACUACAACGUCGAGUUCACCUUUGACACGGACGCCCGUGUGGCCAUCACCAUCUACUAUCAGGCCACUGAAGAAUUCCAGAAUGGCAUUGCCAGCUACAUUCCAAAAGACAGCAGCCUGCAGUCCGAGACUGUGCGCUACAAGCGGGGGGUGUGCCAGCAGUUCUGCCUGCCCUCCCACACUGUGGACCCCUCGCAGUGGGCAGAAGAGGAGCUCGGCUUUGAUCUGGACAGAGAGGUUUACCCUUUGGUGGUACAUGCUGUGGUGGAUGAAGGAGACGAGUAUUUUGGCCAUUGCCAUGUGCUUCUCGGUACUUUUGAGAAGCACACAGACGGGACUUUCUGUGUCAAGCCCCUCAAGCAGAAGCAAGUAGUAGAUGGGGUCAGCUACCUCCUCCAGGAGAUCUACGGAAUUGAAAACAAAUACAACACACAAGAUUCUAAGGUGGCUGAGGACGAAGUGAGUGACAACAGUGCCGAGUGUGUUGUGUGCCUCUCGGAUGUCCGGGACACCCUGAUCCUGCCCUGCCGCCACCUCUGCCUCUGUAACACCUGUGCAGACACCCUGCGCUACCAGGCCAACAACUGCCCCAUCUGCCGGCUGCCUUUCCGGGCACUGCUUCAAAUCCGAGCCAUGAGGAAAAAAUUGGGCCCUCUGUCCCCAACUAGCUUUAACCCUAUCAUUUCAUCCCAGACGUCUGACUCUGAAGAGCAUUCAUCCUCAGAGAAUAUUCCACCAGGUUACGAAGUGGUGUCUCUUCUGGAGGCCCUCAAUGGGCCCCUCACCCCAUCCCCAGCCGUCCCUCCACUUCACGUGCUUGGAGAUGGUCACCUCUCAGGAAUGCUGCCGUCAUACAGCAAUGAUGGUCACUUGCCCCCUGUCAGGACACUGUCUCCCCUUGACCGCCUGUCUGAUUGCAGCAGCCAAGGACUCAAGCUCAAAAAGAAUCUCUCCAAAUCUGUUUCUCAGAAUUCCUCCGUGCUACAGGAAGAGGAUGACAAGCGCUCCUGCAGUGAGUCGGAGACUCAGCUCUCUCAGAGACCGUCAGCCCAGCAUCUUGGAGAGGAAUGUGGCGUGACUCCAGAAAGUGAGAACCUCACCCUGUCGUCCUCAGGGGCUAUUGACCAGUCGUCUUGCACAGGGACCCCGCUGUCUUCCACCAUCUCCUCCCCAGAAGACCCUGCCAGCAGUAGCCUGGCCCAGUCAGUCAUGUCCAUGGCGUCCUCCCAGAUCAGCACCGACACGGUCUCCUCCAUGUCUGGCUCCUACAUCGCCCCUGGCACUGAAGAGGAGGGAGAGGCCCUUCCUUCCCCCCGGGCUGCCAGCAGAGCCCCCUCAGAAGAAGAAGAGGGGACACCAGCAGAGUCUCCAGACAGCAGUUUUGCUGGCCUUCCAGCUGGGGAGCAGGAUGCAGAGGGAAAUGACGUCAUGGAGGAAGAGGAUGGAUCACCCAUGCUAGAAGAUGGCCAGAGGACAUGCGCAUUUCUAGGCACGGAGUGUGACAAUAACAAUGACUUUGACUCGGGGAGCGUGAAAGCACUGGACAAUGAGCUGUGCUCUGAGGUCUGCUUACCUGGUACCUGGCAGGCUGAUGACAAUGUGGUCAGCCGUCGGAACACUCAGCGCCGACGCUUAUCAUCAGGCAGCCUAGAGGACCCUGAGGAGAGCAGACCAUGUGUAUGGGGUCCUUUGGCUGUCUGAGGGCACUGCCCCCGUACCUGGGCUCUUCUCCUAUCCUUGCAUUCCAUUCUCACUGGACCACUGGCUUCCUGGGCAUCCUCAGCAAGACUCGUGUGGACUUUAUAUUCAUUCGAUGGCUGGGUGUGAAGUUCAGCCCUCUCUCUGCCAGCCCCGUCUCCUAGAACUGUGAUCCUUGCCCUCUCAGAAUCAGAAGCCCUCCCUCUCCUCACGGGCUGAUGCCACCACUCAUGAGGUCCUUUGCAAAGAUGACAGUGCCCACUGAACCCAGUGGGUAGGUUGGGCAGAUUGCCGGCGGCUGGCCACUUCUAGCCUUUUCUCCUUUGGGAGUAGACCAGGCAGAUUUAAGAGUUUUGGCAGCUGUGUCACACACACCCAUGGACAAGUUUUGGUCUCUGGUACCUCAUAACUAAUUUGAAACCUCCAGUUUGUGGUGGUUGGGGGAUUUGCUCUGUGAGAAGGUAGGGUCAUCUUACACUCUGGACUUCUGAAGCACCAGGAGCUCCUUUCGCAAGGAUAGGAGAUGGUAGUGACCAAAGGGUUGGUUCAAAGCCAGUUCCUCUGGUAGCAGAGCUGGUCUCCUGCACCUCAUGUGCCUGUCUCCUGCGGACAGAGCCCUGAACCUGAGGCCUUGUCCUCCUCAGAUGCAGUCAUGGAGGUCCUAGGUUCCAUCCAAAGGUGAUCUUGCAGGGUGUUUAUUGCUGGGCCUCCGUGUAAGUGCUGGGCUUGUUGUGUGUUACCACAUUCCAUCUCCACUACAGCCGUGUGAGGGGGAGGCAACCCCAACUAUCCUCAUCUCCAUAGCUACGAGAGCCAUGGGCCUGUGAUUCUCAAACUGGUACCCCAGAGCACCAAAGGAAGUGGUGACAAGCCUUGAGUUAAGUCCAGGCAGGAGCCUAGGGCCAGCAGCAGUGGCCUGGGAGCCAGGGUGUCAGAGCUGGCCUUCACCUCAAGGACCUCCUCACCCUGCCUUUCAGAUCUCUGGAUAGGAAGAUAGAGCCUCCCAUGGGCAGACUGACAGUUUAGAAACACCAUCUCCAUGAACAUUCAAACAAAGCCUUUGACAGCACGCUGGCCUGGAAACUGUUGAGUGUCACAUCGUUGACAUCUUGGUGAAUACUGAAUGGUUCUUGAGUCGAUGCCUCCCUGCUAGCCUUUGAGAAGUGGUUUUCAGUGGGCUUGGGAAGCAGAAUUAGGAACUUGUGAGGGUGAAGAGUGGAGCCCCUUAAGCUUUGCAGUUUUGCCCUAGAAGAGCUUUCCACAAAGGAGCCUGGUGCCCCGGGGAUCCUUUGCCCCUCUUUUGUGUGUUUGUUUUUUUUUUUUUAUUUUUGGUUCUAGGUCAGACUCACUAUGUCACUGAAGAUGACCUUGACCUCAUGAUCCUCUUGCUUCCACCUCCCAAGCCCUGGGGCUCCGGGUGCAUUGAGCAGUGCCCAGCUCGCCUUUCUUCUCCAGCGUGUCUGCAGAGCCAGCAAUGUAGUAACUUUCACACUACGGGAGGUUGUGACUCAUGUCAGCCCUGCUGGAGGGGGCUCUACAGUCCUACCUAACGUACCCAAGGGCCCAGUUUGAAUUCCCAUGUUCAGCCUCUGAAUCCCAUCGUGAACUCUACCAGUUCAAAUCCCACCUGGCACUCUCCUUUCCCAGAAUUCUACUGCCCCUGCCAUAUUUAAGGCUUAAGCCAGUAUAAGUUGAGCAAUAACCCCACUUCUUGAUUUUCUUAAAUUAUGAGCCCCAGAAGCGGUGGGCAGCAGGGGACUUCCCUUAGCCUGGGUGGUGGCACACAGACCCACCUCCUCCCUCCUGGUAGGCAGUGGGUAGGCAGGGUUCACAGUGUGGUGUGACCUGGGUGGAUGGGGGAAAUAGCCAGGUGAAGAUGCAGGUAAACAGUGGCCAGGACCCCUCAGAAGAAGCUGUUAUGGUGUGCCCCUCCCACCUUCCUGAGGAAGGGUUAAGCCCUCUUGGUUGGCCUCAACUCCACAGCCAACACAUCUAGGUUAGAGAGCCCUUUACUACUCCUAGCCCAGUCCCCCCUGCCCCGCAGAAGCAGCCACAGGGACGGGCCUGAGGAGCUUAUGUGAAGGACAUCAGCUGCCACACUCCUGAUCGAGUCUAUCACCUGGAGACUGUUCCCUUGUCAGCAUGUGCUCAGAGUGGUAUGGGACCUUAGAAGGUACAGAGUACACUGCUAGAGGCCAUUGGCUCCUUGCCAUAGUAGAUCUCCACUCUACCGCGGUCUUGGCGUGCUGUAGUGAUCUUGGUUUCCUCUCAAAGCCUUUCUGCUUUCUACCCAGUUCCAUCCCAUCCGAGUUUAUGCCCCCAGGACAUCUCCUGGGCACAGACCCAAACACUAAGCUUCCUGCCAGGGAGCUAGAUCCUGUCCACCAGGUGUUGGCAUGCUGGUUGCUCACUUUCUUUUAGUAUCUGCACACCUGGUGUGUGCGUGUGUAUACUGUUUGUGCCAUGUGUGUACCCCUCACGCCCUGGAGUACACUUGUGGGCACACUACAGUGGGGACAUCAAGGAUGCAAUAUUUAUGGAUCGCUGCAUGAUUCUUUAAAACGAAUAAAACUGUUUACAAGGGAAGGAGCGAUAUUAA